AUGGCUCAACUACCCGUGUAUAAUCCUCCGUCGCCUUUCCUGGGAUUUUUACCGGCUGGACUAGGCUUGUACCGGAAGGUGAUAAUUCGCGGAAAAAUGAAGGAGGACCAGUUUAACAUCAACUUCCAGUCUGGCCCGAAUACGGAUCCCCGCGAUGACUGCCCGUUGCACAUCAGCAUUCGCCCCCGCGACAAGGUAAUUGUCCGAAACACCUACCAGUUUCGCAGCUGGGGCAUCGAGGAACGACACGGUGGCUGUCCGAUCCAGAAGAAGGGCUACUUCGACGUGCAGAUUACGGUCAAACCGGAUGCCUACAGUAUCGCCAUCAACGGUUGUCAGUAUUGCGAGUUUGCCCAUCGGCAACCGUACGCUUCGGUACGGUUCAUCCAUAUCGGCGAGGGGGCUCAAGUGGAUGCCAUGAUUACCGAGUAG
Messenger RNA from Sabethes cyaneus, 432 nucleotides. RefSeq names its product galectin-4-like. The transcript has 3 exons. The record is from RefSeq and is a predicted model, not a curated record. Lineage: Eukaryota; Metazoa; Arthropoda; Insecta; Diptera; Culicidae. Bases 1 to 432 code for a protein of 143 amino acids. Gene Ontology annotation, molecular function: carbohydrate binding; galactoside binding.